GGUACCGUGGCCACAGCGCGGGUAGACCGCGCGUACGAUAUCAGUUGCAGUUGCACAACUUCGGGAAAGUGGCGAGCACGCGUGGCGAGAUCUGAGAAAGGGCGAGGUCUACGAAGGUGACGGGCGCACUGGCAGUAGCGUUGUUCCCUGCUGAGCUUGCUGUCGGCUCGUAUUUGUAGUCGCAGCAGGGGACAUACCUUGGCAGGGGAGGCAUUGGUAGUCGUCGGCGAACAGUUGAAACCGGCUCCCGGUGCCGUGCAUCCGUGCGGAACGUCGACGCAUCGACAGCCAUGCUUAUGCGAGCAACAGCGCGUAAUUUGUCGCUACUCAGACGGUGCAGCGUGCAUUAUCAGUCCACCGCCGCCGUUGCAGUAGAGCCUGUGCGAAUCCUGACAUCGCCUACACUCAGAUAUUCAUCAACAAUGGAUGGCAUAACUCGGCGUCUGGCAAAACCUUUCCCACUGUCAACCCCACCUCAGGAGAAGUGAUAACUCACGUGCAAGAAGGUGACAAAGCCGAUGUGGACAAAGCUGUGCAAGCAGCCAAGAAGGCCUUUGAAUUGGGAUCGGAAUGGCGCACCAUGGAUGCCUCCGAUAGAGGUGUUCUGCUGAAUCGUCUCGCAGACCUUAUUGAACGUGAUCGCUGCCUCAUUGCUAGCUUGGAGACAUUGGACAAUGGGAAGCCCUUUGUGGAUGCUUACAACAUUGACCUGCCUCUUGUUAUCAAGUGCCUCAGGUACUAUGCCGGCUAUGCUGACAAAAACCAUGGCAAGACUAUCCCACUUGACGGCAGCUAUUUUGCGUACACCCGUCAUGAGCCUGUUGGUGUGUGUGGCCAGAUUAUUCCGUGGAAUUUCCCAGCGCUUAUGCAGGCUUGGAAGCUUGGUCCUGCACUUGCAAUGGGCAAUACUGUGGUGAUGAAGCCGGCCGAGCAAACACCACUGUCGGCCCUUCAUGUGGCCUCUCUGGUAGCUGAGGCUGGCUUCCCACCCGGCGUGGUCAAUGUGGUGCCUGGAAUGGGCCCUACUGCUGGAGCGGCCGUCGCAGGUCACAAGGAUGUGGACAAGAUUGCUUUUACAGGCUCAACCGAGGUCGGCCAACAGGUGAUGGAAACUGCUGCCAAGUCAAACCUGAAGAAGGUCACAUUGGAACUAGGUGGCAAGAGUCCCAACAUAGUUUUCAAGGAUGCUAACUUGGACGAAGCAAUAGAGACUUCACAUUUUGGACUGUUCUUCAACCAAGGCCAGUGCUGCUGCGCUGGCUCACGCAUCUUUGUGGAGGGCGCCAUCUAUGAUGAUUUUGUGGCACGCAGUGUUGCACUUGCUAAGCAAAGAGUUCUUGGGGACCCCUUUGAUGCUAACACCACACAGGGACCACAGGUGGACCAGGAACAGUUGGGAAAAAUCUUGACACUAAUUGACAGUGGCAAGAGUGAGGGAGCCCGCCUCUUGUGUGGAGGAGCCAGGCAUGGGUCUCGAGGCUACUUUGUUGAACCCACUGUCUUCUCGGAUGUCAAAGAUGGCAUGCGCAUUGCCAGAGAGGAGAUAUUUGGGCCAGUAAUGCAGAUUUUGCGUUUUGAAAACAUUGGCGAGUUGAUCGAGCGUGCGAACCGGACUGAGUAUGGUUUGGCCGCAAGCCUUUUUACACAAGACCUUGAGAAGGCCUUGCAUUUUUCAUCUGGGAUCAAAGCAGGAACUGUGUGGGUGAACUGCUACGAUGUGUUGACUGCCCAAGUACCUUUUGGUGGCUACAAAAUGUCUGGCAUUGGCCGUGAGCUUGGAGAAUAUGGCCUUGAAGCUUAUACCCAAGUGAAAUCGGUGAUCAUGAAGAUCGGACAGAAAAACAGCUAAGCUGAAAUAUACAUCACUUUGUUUUGUUACAUAUAACCUGUAUAUUUUUAUAUUCCUAGUUCAAUAAAUCAUUUGAAUUUUCAU
Messenger RNA from Rhipicephalus microplus (southern cattle tick), 1933 nucleotides. RefSeq names its product aldehyde dehydrogenase, mitochondrial. Lineage: Eukaryota; Metazoa; Arthropoda; Arachnida; Ixodida; Ixodidae. The record is from RefSeq and is a predicted model, not a curated record. Gene Ontology annotation, molecular function: oxidoreductase activity, acting on the aldehyde or oxo group of donors, NAD or NADP as acceptor.